AAAUGAAAUAAUAAAUAUAGAACAAAGCUGAACUUACUUGAAACAGGAAGAGGAAUUGAAGUAAUCCUAGAGGGAACUAGCUAGCUUGAACAUUUCACACCAUGAGUUCUAUCUAGUCUGUGAAUGUUUGGGAACUACAGCCACAAAAAUAGAUUUGCAGCUAACUAGCUAGCUAGCCAAGCAAUUAAGGUUGGAUAGGUUUCAGUGAUUUACACACACACCUCAACAUCCAAAGGCAAUAGAAGGAAAUCCAGCCAACUGGGCCAUCUGCAACAAAGCUAAAGAUCAAAAAAUAUGAAGGAAGAAGAGGUAGCAUCGACAUGGGUAGAUGUCAUAAGGUCUCCAGUACUCUCACCUCCCAUGGCUCCAAACUACAAUCCACAUGCAGUAAUGGAUGAGUUUGUGUCUUCUCAGGACAGGAAUUAUGCCCUUCAUGGCAAGGUGGUGAUGCUUGUUCUCAUCAUCACCUUCUUUGCCUUCCUCCUCCUCUUCGCCUUUGUUCCUCAUCUCCGGCGCAUCACCGGUCGUAAAUCUGCAAGCUGCAUGGACUCUGUCCCCCAGGAGAACUGCUGUUUGCCAAUGCUGAGGAAAAGGGAAAAUGAUCCUCCAGAGCAGUCCAAAGAUGUUGAGUUUAGUAGAAUUCUCUAUUUGUAAGGAGAAUUCUCGAGUUUAAGUAAAUUCUCAAUUGUAGGCAUCAUCUUCUUACAAUUAUUCAUUCUGGGAAUUCUGGAUUCACCAGAUUUAUAGUUCCUGCUUUAAACUCUAAUGCUUGCAAAUUUCCUACUUCUGUUUUCAUAGUAUAUUCAAUUGAGAACUUGAUGAUGACUGAUAAA
Malania oleifera is the source of this 833-nucleotide messenger RNA. RefSeq lists its product as uncharacterized. The transcript has a single exon. The coding region runs from base 295 to 654 and encodes 119 amino acids. NCBI's taxonomy places the organism in Eukaryota, Viridiplantae, Streptophyta, Magnoliopsida, Santalales, Ximeniaceae. The record is from RefSeq and is a predicted model, not a curated record.